UUGUACAAAUACAACUCCGGUGACUGGAAACUAUUUCGUGUGUUUUGGAAUUACUAUCAGACCUCAUCUGACACUGUUGGUGGUGAUCAACUGCCCCCAAAAUUAUUAGUCAAUGCAGCAUAGCUGGAGAAUGAGUUAAAUUAUAAUCUGAUACCAGUUUAUUCAUUUUCAUGCAUUUCAAAUCUGAUAUUCACUGAUAUCUAACAUCUGCGCUUGACCCUCAGUACAAGCGCUUUGUUGAGCUCUUGGUCGUAAAGUUGGAUUCUUCUCGAAGGCAAACCGCUGAAAAGAGCAAAACCCCCAAAAUGAAACAUAAUCCCAUAUUUUGUUUUAUAUGCCAGCACGUGGAUCGUAUCGGUUGCAUGAUAUGUAGGUCUGAUGCAUUUUUAUUCCCUCAUGGCUGGAAAUGGGAUCCGCUGCAGUUAUUAUUUGAUAUCCAUUACAAAGGGUUCAUUCAUUUCUCUGGCGAUGUGGAAAGGCUGAUUUUUGACCUAACAUGACUGUUAGGCUUAAUGAAACAACCUUGACACUUGUUCUAAUGUAUAUAGAUAUAAAAGGCCGCCUCUUUGCAAAGAAUAUGAUUCUAUUUGUGUGAUUAUGCUCAUCAUCAAAGUAGUUGUUGAAAGACUAUAUUCAUUUCUUCCACUAAAGGUCAGCCUGAUGACCCAUCAGCACUGGGGUAAAUAAAGAGGUGGACGAACUCCAGAUCACUAUUACUAUCUGUAUGGUCAUUUAUUUAUUAUCUGGAGUGGUUUCAUCUAAAGAUCCUACAUCAGUUUGAUACUAAAUAAACAGGCUAUGAAUUUAGAAGAAUAUUUAUGUUAACCUGCAAAAGAAGUGAAGCCCGCGCACAUAAAAGGACGGGUAAAAAUUGGGUUCAGGUAGCUUUAUAUCCACCAUCAGGCCCCUGAAAGCAACUUGAAUGGCCUGCCAUAAGCUAAUAAGGGCCCUGAUGCCUUCUUAUACCGUGCAUCCUGUGAGGCUCCCAGGAAUUCCGCUUUGAUUGCUGCACAUCCUCCCAGUUGCUCCAGUAACUUGGCCAUAAAACGCGGAUUCGUCUGGAGCAUUUGGAGUGUAGUGCAAUAAAGCGUCUGAGACCAAGGUUAUUAACUGUGACUAAGGGGCUGAAAAACAACGGCUGGGAGCAUUGAAAGCUCGUGUCCACGGACCUUUCCGGCGUCAUUUGUUUCAGCGUCUUACCGCGGUAGGAAUAUUCUGCUUGUGUGUUGUGUUGCAGUGCAGGCCUGCUGUCUUCGCCCACUGGGUGGCGCUCCUCAGAUCAAUGUCAUUGCCGUGAAUUGAGAUAUGAAAGAAGUUUGACUCAACGCUCAGCUGCUUUAAAAUAUGUCACCACCUCAGGAUUUCAUUGUUAAGUUUUCUCUUUGCCUAAAACAAAAUAUAUGACACAGUGGAGCUGCCUGGCCGGACUGGGAGGAGUCUGUAGUCGCCUGGUGUUUUAAUUGGCUGCAGGCUACAGUGAGAAGCGUGAGUAUCAGUAAUUAUUCAGCAAUGUUUUGCACAAGAAAUGUCAGCCAGAAAGGGCUAUCUUCAUCCUCCGUCAAAUUAUACCACAACGAUGACAUGCCCCAACAACCAGGCUGGAAAUUCGUUUUUCGUGGACUCCUUAAUCAACGUGAGAACCGACAGUGGUUCUUAUUACCAAAGUAACGGGGUGUAUUUGCCACCGGCGUCGGAAUAUUCAUAUGGACUCUCCGGUGGCUCUUGUUUCCCGGGGAUCGGUAAGCGCAACGAGCCAAGCACCCAAAGCGUGAUCCCUUCUUCUGCUCCGUAUGUUCAAGGGAUGGAAACGUGGCUGGAAACGUCGAGAUCCUGCCGGGUGGAUCAGCCCAGCGGCCAGCAUAUGGCUCAGUGUUCAUUCUCACCGAGUAUAAAAGAGGAGAGCGCAUAUUGCCUUUAUGAGUCUGACAAAUGUCCUAAAGGAGCAACAGUAGAUGACAUUUCCUACUCGACUGCAUCAUGCCCGGUUACCGGCAGCACCUUGCCAGUCCCCGGCUACUUCCGCCUGUCUCAGACGUACACGUCCUCCAGGCUUUACCACGAUGUCCAGCCAAACAUGAAUCACUUUACUCUGCAACGACCUGCCCGCUUGGACAGCCAGCCCUCCCAGCCCCAGGCUGCCUCUGCUGAGCCGGAUCGGAGGGAGAACCACGAGGAGGCGCCUGUCCCUGCGCCGUGCGCCCCGGCCAGAGAGGAGGACAGCCGCCUCUCCUCGGAAAGCUCAUCCUCCCCUGAGCCCGCUGAGACGUGCAGUGCGGAAUGUCCAGAAAAGCCCGUCAAAGGAGAUGGAAAAAUGGAAAGUACGGCAAACUGGCUCACAGCUAAGAGUGGCCGAAAGAAGCGCUGCCCCUACACCAAGCACCAGACUCUGGAGCUGGAGAAGGAGUUUCUCUUCAACAUGUACUUGACUAGAGAGCGUCGUCUGGAGAUCAGCCGCAGUGUGCACCUCACUGACAGGCAAGUCAAAAUCUGGUUCCAAAAUAGGAGGAUGAAACUGAAAAAAAUGAGCCGGGAGAAUCGGAUCCGAGAGCUCUCCAGCAACUUCAGUUUCUCAUGAGACUGUCUGCGUCUUUGGCGCCCUCCUCCAGCCAUGACAAGGGCGCCUGUGCAGAGCCCCCCACCCAACUGUGAGAAUGUCCAUGGAAAAUAGGACCCUACUGCUAACUUAUUGAUUGUUGUUCUUUCUUAUUUUCACGUCUGUUUUAUUUUAGUCGUGGAUAUGUAUUUAUAAAUGGCUACAUUUGUAACGUUGAUCAAUGCAUUGUGUCGAAAAUGUUCAGAACCACAAUGUUUCAGAGGCUUGUACAUAUUGUAUAUUAUACCUGAGUGAACCAUUGGAAUUUGCAUGCUCGACCAACCCUUGGGAUACUUGUGUUACUGUUACACAGUUACAGUUAUGUGACAGCUAAAGAACCCAAGAGGCCUGAUGAAUAUUUGCACAUUUUGCUGGUCAAAUUAAUAAAACCAUCCCUGCAA
Messenger RNA from Siniperca chuatsi (mandarin fish), 2994 nucleotides. It is a transcript of the gene hoxa10b, whose product is annotated as homeobox A10b. The record is from RefSeq and is a predicted model, not a curated record. Lineage: Eukaryota; Metazoa; Chordata; Actinopteri; Centrarchiformes; Sinipercidae. The transcript is spliced from 3 exons. The coding region runs from base 1526 to 2575 and encodes 349 amino acids. Gene Ontology annotation, biological process: regulation of transcription by RNA polymerase II. Gene Ontology annotation, molecular function: RNA polymerase II cis-regulatory region sequence-specific DNA binding; DNA-binding transcription factor activity, RNA polymerase II-specific. Gene Ontology annotation, cellular component: nucleus.